AUGCCCAAACUUAAGAAACACAAACUAAUAAACCCUGUGGAGAACCUGGAGGACUACAUAUGCCAGAAACAUGAGAGACCGCUGGAGCUGUUCUGUAGAGAUGAUCAGACGUGUGUGUGUCAGUUCUGCACUGAGACAGACCACAAGAAUCACAACACUGUUCCUAUAGAGGAGGAGAGCGGAGAGAGGAAGAUUCAGCUGGGGAAAACACAGACAGACAUGCAGCAGAUGAUUCAGGACCGACUGAAGAAGAUCCAAGAGAUCAAACACUCAGUCGAGCUCAGCAAAAGAAGCACAGAGAAAGAGAAAGCAGACAGUGUUGAAGUCUUCACUGCUCUGAUUCGCUCCAUUGAGAGAAGUCAGGCUGAGCUGCUCGAGGUGAUGGAGGAGAAGCAGAGAGCAGCAGAGAGGCAGGCUGAAGGACUCAUUAAAGAGCUGGAGCAGGAAAUCACUGUGCUAAAGAGGAGAGACACUGAGCUGGAGCAGCUUUCACACACUGAGGAGCAUCUCCACCUCCUACAGAUUUACUCCUCCGUGUGCAGCCCUCCACACACCAAGAACUGGACUGAGAUCAGUAUUAACACUGAUCUGAGUGGGGACACUGUGAGGACAGCUCUGUCUCAGCUUCAGCAGACUCUGAAUGAGAAACUCACUAAAACACUCAAUGACAAGUUAAAGGAAGCAGAACUGAAGAGGAUUCAGCAGUAUGCAGUGGAUGUGACUCUGGAUCCUGAUACAGCAAAUCCAUAUCUCAUCCUGUCUGCUGAUGGAAAACAAGUGACAUAUGGAGUUGAGCGGCAGAAACUCACUGAUACACCACAGAGGUUUAAUCCGGGUCUCGGUGUUGUGGGAAAGCAGAGUUUCUCCUCAGGGAGAUUUUAUUAUGAGGUGCAGGUCAGAGGGAAAACUGCGUGGCGAUUAGGAGUUGUGAGAGAGAACAUUAACAGGAAGGAGAGGAUUACACUGAAACCUCAGGAUGGAGUCUGGACUGUGGGACUGUAUGAUGAGAAUCAGUACUGGGCUGGUGCUGAUCCCCCUGUCCGCCUCCCAUUGAGAGAGAAGGUGGAGACGGUGGGGGUGUUUGUGGAUUAUGAUGAGGGUCUGGUCUCCUUUUAUGAUGUGAAGUCCAGAUCUCAUAUCUACUCUUUCACUGGUCAGUCUUUCACUCAGAAACUCUAUCCAUUCUUCAAUCCUUGUAAAAAUGAUGGAGGUAAAAAUUCAGCCCCACUGAUCAUCUCUCCUGUAUUAAAGACUAAAUGAA
Messenger RNA from Neoarius graeffei (lesser salmon catfish), 1261 nucleotides. Its product is annotated as zinc finger protein RFP-like. The record is from RefSeq and is a predicted model, not a curated record. The transcript has 6 exons. Lineage: Eukaryota; Metazoa; Chordata; Actinopteri; Siluriformes; Ariidae. Gene Ontology annotation, molecular function: zinc ion binding; protein binding. The coding region runs from base 1 to 1260 and encodes 419 amino acids.